ACCACCACCGCCAUUUCUUCUUUCUCUCCUUCCCGAUCGAUAACUCUUCGAAUCUUCCCUUUCUCUGCUCUGAGUUCGUCUUCUCCAUUCUCGAGGUGAACCAUUCACUCUCUCGAAAAGUUUAGUUUAGCUAAUUAUUGUGAAAGAUGGAAGAAGAUUGCGAGUUUCGACAUUGGGAUGAGUUAAUUCCAGAUGCUCUUGGUUUAAUCUUUAGUCAUUUAGCUCUUCAAGAGGUACUAACAGUGGUGCCUAGAGUUUGCAAAGCAUGGAACAGAGCUGUUACUGGACCUUAUUGUUGGCAAGAGAUUGACAUUGAGCUGUGGAGUAACCGUUGUCAUCAGUCUGAUCAUCUUGACCGGAUGCUUGAGAUGUUGAUCCCUAGGAGCUCUGGUUCGUUGCGAAAACUUUCUGUUACUGGCCUUCGAAAUGACUCUAUCUUCUCCUUCAUUGCACAACAUGCUGGUUCACUUAAAACCUUGAAGGUGCCAAGAAGUGGUCUGACUAAUUCGGGUGUGGUAAACGUGGCUGAAAAGCUUUCAUCGCUCACUUUCUUGGACUUGAGCUACUGCUGCAAAGUAGGUCCAGAGGCGAUACAAGCCAUAGGAAAACAUUGUAAAUCCCUGAGAGAGUUUUGCAGAAACAUGCAUCCAUUGGAUGUAGCAAGUGUUGUCUCUCACGACGAUGAAGCUUAUGCAAUCGCCAACACAAUGCCAAAGCUGAAGCGGUUAGAAAUCGCAUAUCACCGAGUCAGCACAGAAGGAGUACUCAAAAUCUUAUCAUCCUGCAUUUUUCUUGAGUUCUUGGAACUUAGAGGCUGUUGGGACGUGCAACUCGAUAACAAGUUCUUCAAAGAGAAGUUUCCAGAUAUGAAAGUGUUAGGUCCACGAGUGAUCGGAUUCUAUGAUAUGAUAAACGAUUGGGAGGAUUGCUGCUCAGAUUAUUUCUCAGAUGGGUCUGAUUACUUGGCUUGGGAGUUUUUUGAAGAUGGUGUAAUGGGAGAGUUCUAUGAAGAUGAGUUUGAGCAUGGUUGGGACGAUAAUUUUAAUGCGGACAACGCAAUUUUAGACAUGGAACCGCAUAUUUGGCCGCCAUCUCCAUAAACCAGGUCUUGUUAUGUUCGAAGUCUCUACCUAAAGUUGCUACUAGGAAUGGUUUUAGCCUCUUAUGUGUCUUGAUCUAUGUAUGGUGCUUGAACUUGUGUGGCUUCUUUGUGUUAUUCUAAUCUAAAAGGCUUUAAUCUCUCUUUACUUAGUGAUGUUUAGAUUC
Molecule: messenger RNA, 1266 nt
Organism: Arabidopsis arenosa
Lineage: Eukaryota; Viridiplantae; Streptophyta; Magnoliopsida; Brassicales; Brassicaceae
Source: the annotation of a GenBank genome assembly